Molecule: messenger RNA, 1579 nt
Organism: Octopus sinensis (East Asian common octopus)
Lineage: Eukaryota; Metazoa; Mollusca; Cephalopoda; Octopoda; Octopodidae
Product: fat-like cadherin-related tumor suppressor homolog
Exons: 2
Coding region: 278-1546 (422 amino acids)
Biological process (GO): homophilic cell-cell adhesion
Cellular component (GO): plasma membrane
Molecular function (GO): calcium ion binding
Source: RefSeq, a predicted model, not a curated record
CAUAAAUGACAACCCCCCAAUAUUCCCAAGAAAUAAACAGAACAUAACACUGGGAGGAUUAUCAACUGGGUUAAUUAUCCACUUCCCGAGAGCAGUGGAUAAAGACUCGGGGGUGAAUGCACAGACAUGGUAUGAAGUGGUGGGGGAUAGUCAGUUCUCCCUCACAAAUAAAAAAUCAUCCCCCACUCUUGUAUGCCACUCCUCCCUCACUCCCCUCUCCCCCAUUAACCUGCGAGUCAUUGCCUUUGACCAACUCGACAUACACUACUGGUCAUUCAUGGACAUUGCCAUCACAUUCAACUCCUCCCACAACACUCCCAUUCAGUUCUACGACGUCAUCCUCAAAAAAGUCCCGGGAAACAGAAAUAAAGUGCUCACAAUCCAACCCACGGACGGGGAGAUCGCAGAAUAUGGAAGACCGACGUACCCAACACGCGUCUAUGGGAAAUUUUCGGUGUCAUAUGACGGAGAGAUUACACCGGUCGGCACAUAUACAGUGUUGAAUGAUGUAUUUGAUGUGGAUGUGAGCUAUACCAACAGCAACAGAGUGGGAGUGUAUACAAUCCAAGUGGAGACGAUUGAAGAGAAGAAGGUCACAUUGAAAUGGGCGAAUGCUGUGAUUUUUCCUGUGUUAGAUGUGAGAAAGGAGACAACUUUAAUAGACCGAUUGAGUGUGAGUGGGGGAGUAGAUGUGGAGUGCAGUACUAAUUCGGAGACUAUUGUGUUGUCGAGGGUUUCAAGUAAUGAGUACAAUCUGAUACUCCUUAAUUAUUCGAGUGUCCUCUCCACAAUUAGUGUCAACGUAAGUUUUGUGGUGGUGGAGGACACUGAUUGUACUCGAAUGUGGCAUCCUCACCAAAAGAUAUAUACAAUUACUGUACAGAUUAUGCCUAAAGAUUACAACUCACCACAAUUAUUGAAAAUAUAUGAGAAUAUGCCCAUUCAAACCGAUGUUUAUAUUGGAAUUAGUGUAGAUUGGAGAUUGACAGACACUUCAAAUUUUGGUUAUCGAUCAUUUAAUACAAGUUUAAUCACUUCAAAGAGGUUAUUUAACCAAGAAAUCGAAAAGUCAAUUGAUGUGAAGUUUUUCCUUUUGAAUAAUACUUAUAUCAAUCAAACGAUAGAGAUUAUGGACGUAAAUGACAAUUCUCCAGUGUUUACAAACAAGACAUGUUCCAUCAUUAUAUUGCGAAAUACUUCUCCCGGACAAUAUUUAACAAAUGUAUUUGCUGAGGAUGCUGACAUUGGAAUGAACGGAAAAAUCAAUUAUAAAGUCAUUUCGGUAACGAAUAUGAAUAAAGACAUUGGAAACUGUGAUUCAAAAACAAACUACGAGAAUAAAUUUAAAAUUGAUCCGAAUUCGGGACAGUUAUACGUAAAUCAGAUCAUUGAAAAUGCGGGAUAUCUUCUUCUUAAUAUACAAGCUACUGACUCGGGGUCACAAAGAUUAUUUGCCAAUAUUCGCUGUCUUGUUCACUCCGUCGAUUUGACGUCUAUUUUUGAUUAUUCAUUCAACGGGGCAGUGCAGUGCAGCAUCAGUGGGUGAUCAGACCCCUGUGGGCAACCUGGCCUUUACGUG